UAAGAAGAAAGCAAAUAAGGAAGGUUCUACUACAAGAGCUGAUGGUGUCAGGACUCCGAUGGUGGAGCUAAUUGUAGAUGAGCUUACUUAUAAUAAGGAUAUUUUCCACCCUUUUCUUCCGGUAUACGAUGAACCUAAAUGGAAGCUUGAAAUUGUUGUGCAAUACUUUUGGAAAUAUGUGGGAAAGCCUUCUGUCCGUACUCGUAGGUCUAAUGGUUCUGUAGAUGAUACAACAUUUAGUGGAGCAUUGAAGUGCUUUUCAGAUAUCACUGGCACAAAAAGCGCUGUUAAAAGAAUUGGGACUGAAGUAAUUCAGUUACUCUUAGUACAUGGAUUUCAGAUUGGAUGUAGCAGAGCAAAGUUGAGAGGUUACACGAUCUGCCUCUGGCCCAGUACUUCCAAGGUAUUAGAGGCUCAGCUUGACAGGAGCAUCAUCUAGAUCUUGUAAAUAUGUUCUCAACACCCUCAUGCAAACAUUUCAAAACAAGAGACUGGCUUAUGCUGUCAAGGAAAGCACUCUUGAUAGUCUAAUUACUGAGCUCCUUCUAUGGCUGUUGGAUGAGAGAGUUCCACUUAUGGAUGAUGGCAGCCAGCUUUUAAAAGCUUUGAAUGUUCUGAUGCUAAAGAUUCUGGAUAAUGCAGAUCGAACUUCAUCCUUUGUUGUUCUCAUCAAUCUCUUACGUCCAUUAGAUCCUUCAAGGUGGCCCUCACCUGCAUCAAAUGAGACAUUAGCUGUCAGAAAUCAGAAGUUCUCUGAUCUGGUUGUUAAAUGUUUGAUAAAACUUACAAAGGAAGGCAAUGUUGCCAACCAGAGGGAACAUCUAAUUCUUCUCCUUGCCAAUAUUCACAUUCAGAAAGCUAAUAAGCAGUCUGUCUUGAAGUUUUUGGUGGAUCCUACUCCAUUUUCUAGGAUCUUGCAGGCAAAGGACACCAAGUGAAUUAGAUAGAGAGGUUAAGAACUUGAGGGUGGCAUUUACUGACCUGUUUUUGAAGCAUAACACUUUCAAAGAAACUGCAAAGCCAUCGAGAUAUUGAUGCAAAGAAUGGAAGAAUGUAUUUCACUAAUUUUUGUAUACAUUUCUUGUUUUGUAUUUGGUGAUAAAGGAAUCUGAAUUGGGCAUAAAUUAUGUUGUAAUAUGAUUUCUUAAGCCUAGACUAGUAGACUAAAUAUUGUAAUUACAUUUGAGUAAUUAAUAAAAAUCUAUUUAUGUUA
Molecule: messenger RNA, 1213 nt
Organism: Humulus lupulus (European hop)
Lineage: Eukaryota; Viridiplantae; Streptophyta; Magnoliopsida; Rosales; Cannabaceae
Product: protein MOR1-like
Exons: 9
Coding region: 468-938 (156 amino acids)
Biological process (GO): microtubule polymerization; mitotic spindle organization; establishment or maintenance of microtubule cytoskeleton polarity
Cellular component (GO): microtubule plus-end; centrosome; kinetochore
Molecular function (GO): microtubule plus end polymerase activity; microtubule plus-end binding
Source: RefSeq, a predicted model, not a curated record